AUGGAAGUGGAGUGCGACUUGUGUGGAGGGGUGGAAACAGUGGGUCAUACGUUCUGGGGCUGUGAUUUUGUAGCAGCAGUUUGGCAAAUGGCUAAUGUCAAAGCUCCUGGCCUCAUGACUAACCCAUCAAAUUUCCUUGACCUAUUUUGGUGCAUAAUGGAGGCAAAACCAGACCAAGACCUUGAAGCCUCCGCAACAACGGCAUGGUUUCUUUGGAACAACGGAAAUGCAGCGCGACAUGGGGAAAGCAGUAGAACUGCCUUGCAGAUUUUUAAGGCUUCAAGACUUUACUUGGUAGAGUUCCAAACCCACUGUAAUUCUCCUCAAGCCCAUCAACCCCACGCCCCUUAUUUAUGGAGGCCACCUCCACCAGGUUGGUACAAGACAAACGUUAAUGGUGUUGUUUUCAAGGAGCGAGGUCAGUAUGGGAUUGGAGUGGUGAUUCGGAAUGAUAAAGGCCAAAUAAUGGGAGCUCUUAGCAAAACACUCCCAUACCCGUUGGGAGCGCUAGAAACCAAAGCCAAAGCAGCCGAGAUUGGCAUAAUUUUCUCCUGGGAAUUGGGUCCUAGAGAGAUUAUUCUUGAGGGAGAUUCCCAAAUUGUUAUGAAUGUCAUUGCCAACCAUGACCCAGGCCCUAUUCAGAUCCAACAGUUUGUUGCUGGUAUAAAAUAUUGA
Messenger RNA from Quercus lobata, 675 nucleotides. RefSeq lists its product as uncharacterized. The record is from RefSeq and is a predicted model, not a curated record. The coding region runs from base 1 to 675 and encodes 224 amino acids. Lineage: Eukaryota; Viridiplantae; Streptophyta; Magnoliopsida; Fagales; Fagaceae. The transcript has a single exon. Gene Ontology annotation, molecular function: nucleic acid binding; RNA-DNA hybrid ribonuclease activity.